This is a messenger RNA of Harpia harpyja (harpy eagle), 5966 nucleotides long. It is a transcript of the gene AFG1L, whose product is annotated as AFG1 like ATPase. Gene Ontology annotation, cellular component: mitochondrion; cytoplasm. NCBI's taxonomy places the organism in Eukaryota, Metazoa, Chordata, Aves, Accipitriformes, Accipitridae. The transcript has 13 exons. Gene Ontology annotation, molecular function: ATP binding; ATP hydrolysis activity. The record is from RefSeq and is a predicted model, not a curated record. Bases 35 to 1453 code for a protein of 472 amino acids.
GCCCCCGCCGCAGAGGCCGGGCCGGGAAGGGAAGAUGGCGGCGCCCGUGUCGCCCUUGGUUACUGCGCGCUGCCUGCUGCGGGCUUCGGCGCGGCGCGCCGUCCGCCUGCUACCGGCGCGGGCCGCCGUACUGCGGAGAGCAUACACAGCUCAGGCAGACGAGAAGACAGUCCCUGGUCCUCCUACAGAUUCUAAUGCCAGAGCCUUAUUGGUUUGCAAUGGACCUUUAGAACAUUACGACUUUCUGAUUAAGCAAGAAGAGCUGAGGAAUGAUAAGCAACAAAGAAUAGUUGUGCAGCACCUGCAGAAGCUGCAUGAGAGCCUUAAAGGCUACAGCAUCAGUUCAAAAAAUCUUCUCUCAAAGCUCUUUGCAAAAAACAAACCCCCAAAAGGUCUUUAUGUCUAUGGAGAUGUUGGCACAGGAAAAACAAUGGUGAUGGACAUGUUCUAUUCUCACUUAGAAGUAGAAAGGAAAAAGAGAGUCCAUUUUCACGGCUUCAUGCUAGAUGUACACCAGAGAAUACAUCGACUUAAGCAGAGCUUGCCAAAAAGAAAGGCAGGAUUUAUGGCCAAAUCAUAUGACCCAAUUGCACCAGUAGCAGAGGAAAUAAGCGAAGAGGCUGCUCUCUUAUGCUUUGAUGAAUUUCAGGUCACUGACAUUGCUGAUGCCAUGAUUCUGAAGCAGCUUUUUGAAAAUCUGUUCCAAAAUGGGGUUGUCGUUGUGGCAACAUCUAACAGGCCGCCAGAAGAUCUUUAUAAAAAUGGUCUUCAGAGAGCUAAUUUUGUACCAUUCAUUGCUGUGCUGAAGAAAUACUGCAGCACAAUCCAGCUUGAUUCUGGAAUAGACUACAGGAAACGACUGCUUCCUGCUGCUGGAAAACUUUACUACCUCACAAGUGAAGCUGAUGUGGAGGCUGUCAUGGAUAAGUUGUUUGAUGAGCUGGCUCAGAAACAAAAUGAUUUAACUAGACCAAGGAUUCUAAAAGUGCAAGGCAGAGAGCUGAGGCUGAAUAAAGCGUGUGGAACCAUUGCAGACUUAACGUUUGAAGAGCUGUGCGACAGACCUCUUGGGGCCAGUGACUAUUUGGAGAUAUCAAAGCAUUUUGACACAGUCUUUGUUCGUGACAUACCACUUCUUACAAUGGCAAAGAGGACACAAGCUCGUCGUUUCAUUACUCUUAUUGAUACUUUUUAUGAGCAUAAGGUGCGUAUUAUUUGUUCUGCAGUGACUCCGCUCCAAAGCUUGUUCCUGGUAGAACAUGACAAUGGUGAGCUAGAGGACAACAGAGUGUUGAUGGAUGAUUUGGACUUGUGCCAGGAUUCUGCCAAAGGACUCUCCAUGUUUACAGGAGAAGAGGAAAUCUUUGCCUUUCAGCGUACUGUCUCACGGCUUACAGAAAUGCAAACUGAACAGUACUGGAAAGAUGGGGACAGAAGCAAAAAAACGUUAUAAUUAAAAGUUUAAUAAAAUCACCAAGAAGUAAAACUACAGAAUUUGAAAGCUUUUUAGCACAACUGAAAUAAUAAUUGCACUUUAUUAUUUGGACCAUGUUUUCUUUCAUCAGUUGUUUUUUGUGCUUAACACGUGAGGACUCGGGCUUUUUUUCUGUACCACCAGUGUGUGGACAUGUGAAAUUUUGCCUUAGUUUUCUUUUCUGUAAAAUAUAACUUUGAUGUUCAGGAAGUUUAAUGGGAUUAGAAUUUUUCUGGAGAAUUAGUCUAGAGACAAAGUUAAUGGUCUGCGCAGGGUUCACAGUAGAUUUAUAAUGUCAUGUGAAGAGGGCACUUUGUGGUUUAUGCACUGCUUCUGACAUGUACAAUGCAGUUUGGACAAAAGAAAAAUCAAAUGCUUGCUAUAUGAAACUCCUGAUAUGAUAUUGUAUAGGUCCCUACUAGAAUCCUGGAGAUCCUCUGUAGUGUAUUCUGUGGGUUUUUUUUCUUAUUUUCUGUGUGUAGCCAUCUGCUGACUUCCAGGCUCUAAGAGUUUCUUGUAAUCAGACUUGCUCAGUCUGGUUCAUUGAAAACUAAUGGAUUGAACCAAGAGAGAACCCUGAGGAGGAGCUUGAAGGUACUUGAAACUGCACAGGAUGAAGAUCUAAGUAAUCACAGAUGGGAAAAGAAACUAUGGUAAGACAGGGUAUACUGUAAUAUAGAAGUGCAAGUUAAUACUCUUCCCAAGUUUUGCGGUUCUUGCAAGCCUGGAUAUGCCGCCUCUACACCAGUGACGUACCUCUACCCUGAAUUUUCUCAGGCUUCAUCUAUACCAAACCUUCCAUUGCUGCUAGCACACCUGCCCUGAUCUGGGGACAGUAGUACACAGUACUACUGAGGCAAUUCAUCGUGCUACAAUAGGAAUGUGUUUCAUGGAAAUGAUGGGAUAUUAACUGAUACCUCAAAACACAUCACCUAUCCUCGUGUUUGUAGUUGGAAACUUUCUUUUAGUUAAAAAUGCAGUUGUGUCAUUCUUGGUUUUAAUCUAACAAACAAAAUAUGGUAUUGCAGAUAUUGGCUUAUAGUGUAUUUUUAUAAAAAGUCAUUUUAAGACCAUAUUUAGAAACCCUGAAUAGGCAAAAACAUUAUGCAGAUGGACUGAAAAGUUUGCCUUAAUUUCUUAGGGAGAAGAUAUAUAACACAGUCCCCAAAUUUGAGUUUUCUUGGAUUUUGCAACAUGACCUUUUUCGUGUACUGUAUCUGUUAUAAAAAAUAUUCUUCUCUGCCUUUGUUAAGCCUGAUUAAAUUGUUUCAAUUGUAGCCCCCAUCACAAUUACAGAAAGCUUUUAAAAGGGAGUUUUGUGUGGCAGGGAGGACUGGAGAGGUCCUGUGCACUUGCAUGUGUUAUGGUAAUACAGAUGCUUUGGAGCCAUGUGCUGAAGUGUGGUUUUCUGUUCUGAUCACUUCUGUUUGUCCUGGAAGUUACUUAUACUGGCUAUACCUGUUCUUCAGAGAAUUUUUAAAAGCCUCUAUUUAUAGUUUACAACUUACGCAACUAUGUUUUUAUUCCCACAAGGGUGACUACCAUGGAGAAUUUUAAUGCAUAUUUAUGAAAACCCCAGUCAGAAUACAUUGCUUAUACUUAAGAAUAUCCGAAUAAUUGAUGUAUAUUUUCAGAGAUUUGUAUUAGGUUUCUCAACAGAGGGACUAUUGAGAUUAAUGUAUGUGUGUCUGUAUGUACACACACAUAUGUAUACUUAAUUUAUACAUAUCUAUAUUUGUAUAGAUAAAACUAAUAUAUGUAAUUUAAAUGUGUGUGGUUCUAUAUUUAUACAUGGCAAUCUAUACUCAUCAGCCUGGGCGUGUGCUGAUAACUCUCUGAAGCUUCAGCCUUGACUUUUUUUCUAGCAGCAUUCAAAUGCCUCCUGAACCAGAAUGUAAUGUGGAAAAAUAGGAGGUGGUGGUAGAUACCCUAAAGCACCUUGCAUCUGGAUAUUUAUUUGCAUUCUUUUAAAAACUGUUUAUUAGUUUAGCCUGUAUGUCCUCUGUCAUGCGGUACAAGGGAAAUGCAUAAUCUUGCAGAGCACAGGUGAGAUGUUUGGGACAUGUGAGAGAGGAGGUCCUGGCAAGUUUUGUGUUCCCAUGGAGACUGUCUGGGGCCAGGGAAGUGAAGUGUUUCUCCACAGUCCGUGUGAGCGACGACCGAUCUCCUUUAAGCACGGGAUCCCUGGAGCCCCCUGGGCAGAUGGUUGUGUUCAAACUGCAGCUUUGCCUAUUGGUAUUUGAGGCUCUUCUGCAAUCUGAGCACCCAUUGCAAACUUGGAUACUCCAGGUUUGCGGAAGCUCCUAAAUGCAGUGGGACUGAUGUAUCGUUGAAAGCCUCCGAGGAUGUAGGUGAGCUCUGUCAAACCACAUGAGGGAAGUUCCCGAAAGCUUCCAGAGCCAGCACUGCUUCCAGGGCAUAUUGCUAAAGCCAUAGUGCAGUUUUUCCUUGGCCAGCAAGGAAGCUGUCUGUUGGGAGUCAUUGGUAGGCGCCAGCUGUAAUCAAGGAGAAGAAAUGGGGAGUAUUCCAGAAGUGUUUUGGGGCUGAAAACAAGAAAAGCUGCUUAAAUCAUUGUGCAGUGUUUGUGGUUGCACUGCAGAGUGUGGAUUGCCACAAAGAGAGAUUGAUGGGACCAAUUUGUCAGCCAGCCCAGAUGCCAGGGCAGAGAUCCCCACAGUAACCACAGAAGCAGCAUAUUUAUGUCUGUCUACUUCCCUGAAGAAAGUGAGGCCCUAUAUGCUUAUUUUACAAUGCUGCUAAUGAUGCUGUAGCAUGCAUAAAGUCUCUUUCCAAUAGUGAAUUUGGGGGGGCUUCUUCUGAGGUCAGACAACUUCCAGGCAACUGGUGCUGGCCAGAAUCUGUCACUGGGGCACGAUGGACAACACUGGGUAUGUCCUGCCCCAGGGCACUGGGUCACCUACGCUCCCAGCAGUCCUGUCCCCUACUGCCUGGCUUGCUCCUCACUGCUGUGAGACAGCAGUGGUCUGUGACUUUUUAUUCCCACACUCAGAUGUUGUAUUUGCCAAAAUGUGAACUGUGAGAUGCCUGUGAAUAAAUUAUGCACACUCCUUAAUGGCCUUAAAAUUGCUGGACUUAUGCUGGAUGCUUCUAUCCCAAGUUGAAGUAUUGGCUCUUUAGGUUUUUCUUAACGUGCAAAUUCAUGUCAUCUCAGAUCUGCAACAAGUCUUUAUUUCCCUUUUAGUCAUUCAGCAAACGUUAUUGCCAAAUUAUUUUUAAGGGUCUUUCUUCAACCUUACUGAUGUGGUAUGAUAUUUUGCUGUCACAGGAAGUAAAAUCCUUGUGAUUAUGGACCAUGUGAAACAUUUCAUGUUGGUUUAGAAAGGCCACGUCCUGGCUGAGAAUCUCUCAGCUAAUUUGUUUCAAAUACUUGAUUGACGAAGGAACGUUCCCAAUGCCCAAAAAUUCUAUCCAUAUAGACAUUUUAUCUUUAAAGCUGUAUUUUCAUUUUGCAUUCUUAUGCAGUAGCUCUUACUUGGCUUGUUUUGUUUUUUUUUUUUAAUAAAUAAUGCAAUUGUCUCUCAAAGUUACUGGUUUUCAGUAUUUACCUUUGCACAGAUCGAGGGAACAAUUGCAGUAUUUUGGGUAUAAUGAGACAGCCUUCCAAAGGUCUUUGGAGGAAUUGAAGGUGCACUUACUGCUGUUGUUGCUUUUUGAUCUAAAAAGGAAAACUAUUAAUGGCUUUUAUUGAGUAAAGGUGAUCAUAAUGACACUAUAGCUGGAUAGAUGUCACCAAUUUUGCAGCAAUUUAAACAUGAAAAAAAAACCAACCUGACCAGGUUUCAAACAGUGCUCAGCAUGGUCACCAGCCAUCUAACAAGGAAGAACAGUCUCUCCAUCAAGACCUGUCUAAGAGGAUAAAGAUCCCAGAGUUUUCUUUCUGCAGUUACCUGGAUCUGAAUAUUCCUGGUGCCUCAGUCUCCCUGUUGAUAAAAUGGGAAUGAUAUUACUUUUCUUAUUUGCUAACACUGGAGUGCUGCCAGGCUUCAUUCAUUAAUAUUCUAAGAUGCUUGCUGAGGCUCUGGGAUGAAAAUACUUCAGUAAAGUAUGUAAAUAGUGCAAAAAAUAAUUUAGCUACUCAAAGUGGCUUAGUUUCCUUGUUUGGGUUACAGAAUUAAUGCCAUCAACUAAACACAACGUGCCUCUUUGUAGUGAUUUUUUUUUUUAAUCAUCUGUUCUAAAGAAAAAAAAUUUUGAGGUUUGUGAUUAAAACCCUAACCAGUUCACGUAGUUGUUGUUCUACCUGUAAUGACAAACUUCCUGUAUGAUUCAUUACAACCUUAGCUCCUGUAAUUGUGAAGUACAGUGGCUUUGUAAAUUCUGUUGGGAUUUUCCUUGUAUGCUGAGAAUUUUUUUUUUGAAUAUGUAAUGUUGAGUCUAAUAUAUAACAAACUGAACGCUCCUAAAUCCUUCUGUUAUUUGAGAAGAGUUUGUUGUAAUAAAGAAAAAUCAAUAAAUCCAGAUUUUACAAACA